AUGCACGAAACUUACUUUUUUUCCUGUCUAGCUUGCUUGGCUCCCUUAGGAAUGGAAAACGGUAAAAUAACAUCAGUGCAGCUGACAGCGUCAUCUCAGUGGGAUGGGAACCAUUCUCCUGACCGCGCAAGGCUGAAUAUUCCAGCGAUCGGCAAUUACAAAGGUGCGUGGGCAGUAGCAGCUGAUCAGGUGAACCAAAAUCAGUGGAUAUUGGUUGACCUGCGAAUCAAGACACGCAUCACGUACGUAGCUACUCAAGGGAGGGAGGACGAUGUGCAGUGGAUAAGGAAAUAUAAAUUGCAAUUUGGCGACGAUGGAAGUUCAUUCGAGGUUUUUAAGCAGGAGGGUGAAAACGUCGACAAGGUAGGAUAAAGUUGUGACGAGAGAGGACAAAGGGUUAGAAAACUGAUACCCAAUUAUGUUUUAUGGCUGGCUCCUCUCAAGGCUUUUGGCGACAAAGAUCAUGCAAGAAAUUCACAUUGAAAUGUCUUUUUCAGCAUUGAGUUUUUUCAGCAGUUGAAAUCUUUGCCGGGUAAAGAUAUCACAAAUUUGCCGCCAAUGCUUAGUCUUAUUUUGGUAAGACAUCCAAUUACGAAAGAUCUUCAUCUCCUUCUUCUUUCUGAUUUUUCUGAAAAGACUGAAAGAGACUCUGUAUGCAAUGUACAAGCCAAAUUAUUAAAAGUUUUUACCUGUGAACCAGAGGCAACUUUAGCUCUGUCUUGUUCUUCAGGCGUUUCUUGGAAACUCUGACAGCGGGACAGUUGUGACACAUGUUCUUAUUCCACCAAUCAAAGCACGAUACGUCAGGCUUAUACCAGUAGAAUGGCACAAUUACAUAUCCUUAAGGAUGGAGCUGUAUGGUUGUUUAGGUAACGGCAGUACUCUUUCAUAAUAAAGUCUUGGGGAUAAGCCCAAGCAUGACCUAGGAGACAUGUGAAAACCAAAAGGCAAAAGUAGAAAAUAGCUGCGUCAUGAUUCUUGAUCCAUGUUUCCCUGUACACCGCACUCGGAUAGAGCUCUUUAUCUUGUGUGUUUUGUCUUCUCUAUAGAGGCACCAGCUUUGUCUCUUCAUGAAUUAUGCGUUCAUAUGCAAGUAAAUAAGACGAAAUUUGAAGGAACAGUUCUCUAGAGUAAUUAUCACAUGACCCGUAUUUAGGAAAACAAAACAUACAAGCUAGAGAUCUAUUAUGAGGGUUGCUACCCAAUGUACAAAUACAGGACUUUGAACAACGAAAUAAAGACAUAAUUGUAUUCUCCAAGGUGUGAUAAACUAUCAAUAAUGGGCUUUGGUCGGAUUUUACUAAACUACACUAACAAACUCAAAAUCGUCCAUCCAACGUUUUUAUGAUUCACGCACGUAUUUACAGCAAAAGACCUGACAGAUUUCACGCUAUAGUAACGGUAACUUUAUCACGAACUAGGCACUCUUUUGGAUUUAUAUUGGUUACAGACGCUUUGAAAAUAGAAGAAAAUCUUGAUGACAAUGUCGCUUUGAGGAUCACGUCCCCUUUCUCUUACUACGUUCAGUAAAAGUGCGCUGUUUCGUGCAAAACGCAGUUUUGUAUAAAAUGCGAGUUGCGUUGUGCAAGAUCCCUGGAAGGAAUGAAUCACUGCAAAAACCCGAGCUUCAUUCCUUGUGCUACGGUUGCUGCAACAAAGUGUUGCGACACGUGUUCUUCAAUUCAGUCAUGAGAUGUUACAUCUGACAACGAAAUUGUGCAAGAAGCACGGGUACAGGCCUGUACAAGAUGUUUUUAUGGCUAAUUCGGUAAUAGCUGCUGAACACGUUUUCCUAAGACAUUCUGCAUGCUGUACAGUAGACACCGGCUAAUCAGAACCAACAUUUUUUGAGGUCUGGUGUAGAUAUUGGCAAUUUAAGCUUAGUAGGUUCUUAAUUAGGUUCUUAAUUUAUAUGAAGGAGAUAUGGAUGUUGACUACCAGAAAAAAUAAGGAAACUUGAGUUUGGUCCUUACAUACACAGUAUUUAUUCAGAACUGUUCAUCGCAAAUCUUCUUUAUGGAAGGUCCCAUUAAGACAAUUAUAAUCUGUUCUUUUAAUAAACCUUUUUUCGUUGUAGGAAUUACAUUAAUACUGCUGUUUGUAAUUAUAGUUUGGGCAGUAUCUUCUUGUAAUAAGUCAAACUCCUUGGUUAAAAUGUUUAUCUUAAUUUACCUGUAACCUAAAUAUAAGAACCUGCUUGAUUUUGUUUGGCUAAACAGGUUCUUAUAUUUUGGGGUAUUAAGGUGUCAAAUGUCUGUCAGGUUCUUAAACCAGAGAUUCUUAUUAGCGGGUGUUUACUGUAUAAAAAACGUAUCAGUGUAGGUAAGGAUUUAUGGGUUUUAGGGUACACAUACACUCUUUCAUAACUGGGUCAUCAAGAUUGAUUUUUUUUUUUUUCAUUUUUUAUCUGAAGAAGAGAUACAAGCCCUUGGAAUGGAGAGCGGCGCUAUAGCUGACUCACAACUAACUGCGUCUUCAGAAUAUAAUGCUUACCAUUCAACGAAACGAUCGAGAUUACAUACAAAGGAAAUAUCAGCGCUGGCGAGAGGUGCAUGGGUGAGUUCGACGAACGAUGCAAACCAAUGGCUUCAGAUAGAUGUUGGUAAAGUCCUAAACGUAACGCACAUAGCUACACAGGGAAGAAAUACCUACUCCCCUUUUCAAUAUGUAGCAAAGUACAAGGUGCAAUAUAGCAACGAUGGACAGACGUUCCAGUUUUACAAGAGAGAGGGACAGCCUUCCGAUGAGGUAAGAAACUUCUCAUUUUGA
This is a messenger RNA of Porites lobata, 2769 nucleotides long. NCBI's taxonomy places the organism in Eukaryota, Metazoa, Cnidaria, Anthozoa, Scleractinia, Poritidae. The record is from the annotation of a GenBank genome assembly.